AUGGAAUCAUUGACCAAGUACUACAACAAGGUUAAACUGUUCGCACAGGAACUCAAUCAACAGACCAAACAUGGAGUGGUCACAUACUAUACCAAUUGGAAGUUCUACAAGGACAUCAUCAGACCCAAGAUUAUGAUGGGUUCAUCUUUGACAAGACCAGAGAUCAUCUCAAUGAAAACCUUCAAACAAGACUCAUUGUGCUUCAUACCAUUAUUCAUAUAUCUGGCCAUCCCAUUCUCUACAUUUGGCCUUCCAUUAUACAUCCGACACCUUUCGGCAAUACUUCCAAGCACUUUUUCAACAAGAGAGAUGACUUCACGUGAUAACAUCCAACCAAACCACAAGAUUACCUUGUCCGACUUGGACAGGGGCGACCUUGUCCUGCUCUCAAAGUGCAUUGGAUUCAAGUUUGGAUUCCUCUCGACAGCGAGCUCACUUAUCCAGACCAUCACCCAAUGGGAGAAGGAGAUCAGCCAUGACAACAAGAUGAUCCUGAGGGAGGGUAUCCAGAAUCUCUCGAUCGAGGACCUGCAAGACAUCUCCUACGUGCGUGGAAUCCACUUUGCUGGCAAGAACUACGAUCAACUCCUCCAACAACUUUCCACCUCACUCAUACUCUCACCUGCUGCGCCAACACAUUCAUCAUGUGCCCUUGCAGUCCUCAACUCUUUAAUUUCAACCAAUGCUCCUUACACUCCUCCAUCAACUUCCUCAUCAUCCAUGGCUGACAAGCAAUAA
Messenger RNA from Acytostelium subglobosum LB1, 738 nucleotides. RefSeq lists its product as hypothetical. Gene Ontology annotation, cellular component: mitochondrial inner membrane. Lineage: Eukaryota; Evosea; Eumycetozoa; Acytosteliales; Acytosteliaceae. Gene Ontology annotation, biological process: intracellular monoatomic cation homeostasis. The record is from RefSeq and is a predicted model, not a curated record. The coding region runs from base 1 to 738 and encodes 245 amino acids. Gene Ontology annotation, molecular function: ribosome binding. The transcript is spliced from 3 exons.